Molecule: messenger RNA, 1638 nt
Organism: Lasiosphaeria miniovina
Lineage: Eukaryota; Fungi; Ascomycota; Sordariomycetes; Sordariales; Lasiosphaeriaceae
Product: Adaptor complexes medium subunit family-domain-containing protein
Exons: 3
Coding region: 1-1638 (545 amino acids)
Biological process (GO): intracellular protein transport; endocytosis
Cellular component (GO): clathrin adaptor complex; cytoplasmic vesicle
Source: RefSeq, a predicted model, not a curated record
AUGAACGGCCUCAUUGAGGCGCUGCACAUUUACGACGAACAAAACAGCCUGGUUCUGUCGCACACGUACACAUCGCGGCCGCUGUCGGCGACGCACCUGCUGCCCCUCUAUCUCGACCACCCCACGCCCCGGCCUAACCUCAUCUACCUAGCAAACACCAACCCGCCGACGCUCGUCUUCAGCCUAACCCACUCCAAUCUGCUUUUCCUCCUGACCAGCUCGUCUGAGGUCGAGCCGCUCCUUGCCCUCGAGUUUCUUCACCGCGUCGUCGACUCGUUCGAGGAGUUUCUCGGUGCGCCCCUGCUGGCCCACAAGAUCGAGGCCAACUACGAUGUCGCCGCCCAGCUCCUGACCGAGAUGUGCGAUGGGGGCACCAUCAACACCACCGAGCCCAACGCGCUGCGGGACCUGAUAGAGGUUGAAGGCCUGAUGGGGAAGCUGCUGGGAAACCUGAGCCUACCUACGAAAGCUGGAUUCGGCACCAACUUCAACAACUCGAGCGCCCCGUCGCUAAUUCCCCAGAACACACCCGCCCUGCCGUGGCGGCGGGCUAACGUCAGGCACACCUCGAACGAGCUCUACGCAGACAUAGUCGAGACGCUGUCCGUGACGCUCGCGCCCUCGGGCAGGCCCCUCGCGGCCCUGGCCAGCGGAACAAUAGCCUUCACAUCCAAGGUGUCGGGCGUGCCAGAUAUCGUCAUGACGUUAACGGGGCCGUCCGGGAAGCACAACCUAAACAGCAUCAUCGACCUGCCCGUCUUCCACCCCUGCGUGCGCCUUGCGCGAUGGAGAGAGCAGCCGGGUGUGCUGAGCUUUAUACCCCCGGACGGCCGGUUUAUCUUGGCCGGCUACGAGGUCGACUUGCUGCCUGCGAGCGACGGGAGGACGGGGAGUUUGGGACCCAACAGCCUGAAGCUCCCUAUCAGUCUCGAGAUCAAAACGGGUCUUGGCGCAGCAGGAUCGGAUUUUGAGGUCAGGCUCAAUGUCAACAGGGUAUUCGCAAUUGGCGGCAGCUCCCACCAGGCAGGGAGGCCGGGCCCGGGAGGGGGCAGAGGGCUGGGUGGCCCGCAGGCCGGCACGGCAGCAUCCCCCUCGCUCCACGACCUGAAGGUGCAGGUGCCCCUGCCGGCAGAUGUGCGGAACCUGUCCGAGCUGCGGCCCAGCAAGGGCGACGCCAACUACAACCCCGGAGACCAGUUCCUGGAGUGGAGCAUUCCGAGCAAGGAUCUGGCCUCGGGAACCUCGUACUUCGGCUUGAGAUGCACAGUUGUUGGGCAGUUGGCGGAGGAAGACGAGAGCGCUGAUCCUACGGGCUUUGGCUUCAACAACACGGCCUCCGCCGUGAACGAGUACUCGUACGAUGAGCCAUACCAGAGUUCCUCGGCCCCGAAGGAAGCGGGGAAAUCGGCCGAAGCCGAAAGCGAAAAGGAUGCGCGCAGGGCCGCGCAAAACAAGAUACUAAUGCCCAGCUCGGCCUCGGUCAGUUUUGCCGUCAAAGGAUGGCUAGCAAGUGGGAUCAAGGUGGAGAGCAUCAUUGUCGACCCCCGCAAGAGCCGCGGGCUCGGCGAGGCCGUGAAGCCGUAUAAAGGAGUCAAGUAUCUCACAGUCAGCAAGGGAGGCGUCGAGAUUAGGUGUUGA